Messenger RNA from Fundulus heteroclitus (mummichog), 1663 nucleotides. RefSeq names its product hepatitis A virus cellular receptor 1 homolog. The transcript is spliced from 7 exons. The record is from RefSeq and is a predicted model, not a curated record. Lineage: Eukaryota; Metazoa; Chordata; Actinopteri; Cyprinodontiformes; Fundulidae. Bases 153 to 875 code for a protein of 240 amino acids.
AGAAACAACGUCCUCUCACCGUCCCUCAGUUCCUCUACUUCCUCUCAGACCACUGUGAGGUUGCAGCUCUCGUCACCCCGCCUCAUGUGAUGUAGUUUGUGUUUGCAGCUGGGAGUGGAAAGGUGCUGCUGAGUGAUGAGAGUCUGUUCAUCAUGAAGGUCCUGCUGCUGCUGCUGCUGCUCACAGUGUCAGGAUGUGACAACAUCAGCGUUGUUGGUCAGAUCGGUCAGGAAGUGUCUCUGAGAUGUAGAUAUAAUAUAAAAUACUAUAAUGCAUCGGGUAUUUGCUGGGGUCGAGGUGAGUUACCGAAUAGAGGCUGCAGCAAUCAGCUCGUUGGUACAGGUGAAUACAAAGAAGAGACCAGAGUUUCCAGCAGGUAUCAGCUACUGGGUCGACUGGAUAAAGGAGACGUUUCUCUGACCAUCCAGAACCUCAGAGAGGAAGAUGCUGGAAGAUACGCAUGCAGAGUGGGGAUACCUGGAUGGUUCAAUGAUCUGAAACAUUAUGUUGACUUGACUGUUGAGAGAGGUCUGCCUCCAUCACCUCCACCAGAGACACAGAUACUCACAGAGAGACCAGAUUCUGCUGGGACCACAGCAGAUCUCAUGACCACAGAGAACCUCCUGACUUCCUGCACUGACAGCAGCACCACAGCUGAGUGUAAGAACAAGCUGAUGGUGGUUCUGGUGUGUGUUCCGUUACUGUUGGUGGUUCUGGUCACAGCAGGCGUGCUCUUCAUUAUGGGACCUGCAGACCUGACAGUCAUUGAGUCGACCAUGACCACGUGUGUUUAUCAGCGGGUUCCAGAGUCACAUGUUGGUCCAUCUGUCCAGCAGCUGAAGACAAAAACAACUACUGAGACCCAUUACUGCUGAAGGUGGUUCUACAAGCUUCUGGCUCAUGGUUUGGGUUCAGCCAGAAGAUGGAGGCAGCUCCAACGCGGAGUGUCUUGAUGUCUCUACAUCUGGCUGAAUGAUUUCAGCUGGAGCUUUUUUAAAAGUCCGAAUGGUUCUGCUGUUAAGAAGCUGGUAGUUCGUUAACUCUCUGCUGAUGAUUCAUGACUCGGCUGCAUUAGUUUCUCCGCCUCCUCAUCAGAAAACCAUCAUGUCAGCCCAGUGCUCAUCCCAGGAACCUCGGCCCGGGCUGCAGUCUUUUGCAGGUCUUCAGCUCCAUCAGAAUCUCCUCAUCAGCAGAGCUGUUGUCUCCACUGCAUCCUCAGCCAUCCCACCACUGCUCAGCUAUGAGCAGGAUGUGAGCCGACGGGACGAUUCCCACCAGCAAAGGAUGUGGAUCACAACAAUCAGGGCAGUCCUGGGUCUGUGGCCUGGUUCUGGUGACCAGAGGUGGGUUCACAUUUACGUCAGUAACUUUUUCAACAAAAUGUGCUUUUAGGAGUAGUUUUACUGCACUGUACUUUUUACUUUUACUUGAGUCAUAUUAUUACUCAAGUAUCGCUGCUCUUACUAAAGUAAAUCUCUGGCUCCUCUACCUGCUGUGAGUAACUUCAUGAAUAAAGAAACAACUGGUUUUAACUAAAAAUGCACAAGAGACAAAAACCUGGAGUCUAUGUUAAAGUGAGACCUCUUAUUUGUUCACAAUCUUUGUUAUUUUGACGUUUUUUUUCUAUCUGCUGAGCUCAUUGAGCCGUUUGGAGGUCAGGUGA